This is a messenger RNA of Vitis riparia (riverbank grape), 2082 nucleotides long. RefSeq names its product disease resistance protein RUN1-like. The transcript has 3 exons. Gene Ontology annotation, biological process: defense response; signal transduction. Gene Ontology annotation, molecular function: ADP binding. NCBI's taxonomy places the organism in Eukaryota, Viridiplantae, Streptophyta, Magnoliopsida, Vitales, Vitaceae. The record is from RefSeq and is a predicted model, not a curated record. The annotation marks the transcript as partial.
CAGGCCUUUUAUCUGUUGACUCUCAAUACUACCCUUUCUUCUCUGAAAUUUCAUCCUAACUUCUUCCCUAUUCACCUCCCCGAACUUUUCUCAAGAAAUAGCUGAAAUGCUAAGCUACCCCUGUCUCCUAGCCUGAAGAGAUAUCAAGCUUCGAAAUCUCUUCUACUUGUGACACAGAAAGAGGAGAAGAAAACAACCAUGGCUUCCACAAACACCCAGAUCAUCUCUGAUUCUCCUUCUUCUUCUUCGAAAUCAACCCAUCAAUUCACUUAUGAAGUCUUCUUGAGUUUCAGAGGAGAAGACACCCGCUAUGGUUUCACAGAUCAUCUUUAUGAGGCUUUGAUUUCCAGUGGAAUUCGCACCUUUAGAGAUGAUGAAGAUCUGGCGAGAGGAGGACUAAUUGCAUCUGAGCUGCUGGAAGCUAUUGAAGAAUCAAAGAUUUUUGUUAUCAUUUUUUCGGAAAACUAUGGUGCCUCUAGGUGGUGUCUAGAUGAACUCGUGAAGAUCAGUGAGUGUGGGGCAACCGAGGGGCGACGGAUUCUACCAAUUUUCUAUCAUGUGGAUCCAUCCCAUGUGCGGAAGCAAAGAGGGAGUUAUGAAAAGGCAUUUGUUGAUCACGAAAAGGAAGCAGAUGAGGAGAAAAGGGAGAAGAUUCAAAAGUGGAGAAGUGCCUUGGCAGAAGUUGGCAAUCUUGCUGGAUAUGAUCUACAAAAAUAUCAAUAUGAGACAAGACUUAUCAAGAAAAUUAUUGAUGUCAUCCUCAAAGAAUUGAACUCCAAGCUCUUACUACAUGUUAGCAAGAACAUAGUUCGAAUGAAUGUUCAUUUGGAAAAAUUGAAAUCAUUGAUAAAACUUGAGUCAAAUGAGGUUCGCAUGAUUGGGAUUUAUGGGCUUGGUGGAAUUGGUAAGACCACAAUUGCCAAAGCUGUAUAUAAUAAUAUCUCACAUCAAUUUGAGAGUAGAAUUUUUCUUGAAAAUGUUAGAGAAAGAUCCAAGGACUUCUCAAGUCUACUUCAAUUACAGAAAGAACUUCUUAAUGGUGUUGUGAAGGGAAAAAAUAAAAAAAUAAGUAGUGUUCAUGAAGGGAUUAAUGUGAUAAGAAACAGGUUUCACUCUAAAAAGGUUCUUCUUAUUCUUGAUGAUGUAGACAAUUUGAAGCAAUUAAAAUUCUUAGCUGGAGAACAUGGUUGGUUUGGUCCUGGAAGUAGAAUCAUCAUAACCUCUAGAGAUCAACAGUGUUUAAAUGUGCAUGAAGUCGAUGCAUCAUAUGAAGUUGAGGCACUAAAUUACAAGGAGUCUAUUCAACUUUUCUGUCAACAUGCUUUUAAACAAAACAUUCCUAAAAGUGACUAUGUAGACCUCUCAAAUCAUGUAGUAAAUUAUGUGAAAGGCCUGCCAUUAGCUCUUGAAGUUUUGGGUUCUUUUCUUUUUAAUAAAAGUGGGUCUGAUUGGGAAAGUGCAUUACAAAAACUAAAGGAAAAUCCCAACAUAGAAGUCCAAAAUGUACUUAAGAUAAGCUUUGAUGGAUUGGACAAGAAAGAGCAAGAAACAUUCCUUGACAUUGCGUGCUUCUUCAAGGGAUGGAAUGAAAAUGAUGUAACAAGACUAGUAGAGCAUGGAAGGAUUGUAAUAAGAGUUCUUAGUGACAAGUGCCUCAUAACUCUUUUUGGUAAUACCAUAAGGAUGCAUGAUUUGGUAGAAGAAAUGGGUAGAGAAAUUGUUCGACAUGAACAUCCUAAAGAGCCUGGGGAAUGGAGCAGAUUGUGGGACCCCAAGGAUAUUUCCCUUGUAUUGAAAAAAGAAAUGGGAACGAAAGCAGUUGAAGCGAUAUUUCUAGACAUGUGUACAUCAAGAGAGAUCUCAUUUACUACUGAAGCUUUCAAAAGGAUGGAGAGACUUAGAUUAUUAAAAAUUUACUGGAGUUGGGGUUUUCUUGAUUAUAUGGGAAAAUGGUGUCAAAAGCUCCUCCUUCCUGAAGACUUUCAAUUUCCUUCAUAUUAUUUAAGAUAUCUUCAUUGGGAAGGAUACUCUUUGAAAUCCUUGCCUUCAAAUUUUGAUGGAGAGAACCUCAUUGAACUCACU